ACCUAAUACCUAAGUAUAAGAAGAAAUAAAAAAUCAAGUUUAAAUAAAAUUCGAGUGAUUUAAGAGUUGGUUCUGUGUUGUGGAUUAGGAUAUAAAAGUGUAACAAUGAGUAUAGGUUUGUUGCUGCUGAUAAUUGUUUUUAUGAUGAUUAAGACAGACAAAUUGGUAUGCGGUGUGCUCUCAUAUAAAACAGCCUCCGUAAUAUUGCUAGGUUUUCCUGUGCUGAGUUUUAUUCAAGCCUUCCUCUCAAAAUACAUCGAAGCAGAGAACUCUUUUGAGGUUCACGUGAAUGACUUUAUGUUUUUUGUUUUUGUAUGUACUUGCCUAAGCGCACUGAUUGGAAUUGAACUCAAAAAGGUAUCUCUUACUACGCCGAUCCUUUUGGCAUUACUGUUAAUAAUUUUUGCUUUGUUGGCUACUUGCAUUCAAUAUAUCGUCGGUUAUUUUGAUUUUACGAAAGGUCAAUUCAGUAGCCGUUUUGUCAGCGUACAAUUCCAGUAUGCUUUGAUUGCUGAACUCGUGUCACUUUACGCUUUCCAAAUAAUUUUCACUCUUUUCAUGGACCUGUUUGGUGAAGAUCUGCCAUCCAAAUCGAAACAAACAUCUAAAUCGAAGCCAUCGUCUGAUGCACCGAUACUUAAUGUUUGAGAGACAAUCAGCGCGUUAAAUUGCCACCGUUUGGGUUGUAGGCUCAUUUGGAUUUUCAAUGUUUUAAAUUAAGUACCUAUCUGUGCCUAAGUUACUGUUUUAAAUGUUUAUGAUUACUUACCUAUCAAAAAAUAAUGAUACCUAAAAAUUCAUCAAUAUAAGUACCUAUACUAAUAAGGAUAAUGAAUGUAUUAUGGCAUGCAACGUAAUUUUUGAUUACUUUUUAAACAAUACAAUUUUCUCAGAUUUAAAA
Planococcus citri (citrus mealybug) is the source of this 901-nucleotide messenger RNA. RefSeq lists its product as uncharacterized. The record is from RefSeq and is a predicted model, not a curated record. Lineage: Eukaryota; Metazoa; Arthropoda; Insecta; Hemiptera; Pseudococcidae. Bases 106 to 648 code for a protein of 180 amino acids. The transcript has 5 exons.